ACCAAAAAAAUGGCUCGUAGAACCAAUGUGUCUUGCAGUGGAAUGGUUAGGACCCCUCUAUCCUUAACUAGAAGGUCUCGAGUUUGAGUUCUGAGAAUGAAAAAGAUCCUACCGAGAGCACCGACCUUAGAAAUGGACCACUCAAUACGUGAAUCCAAAUUAGUCAGACUCCAAUAUGGAUACCAGACUCUGCUGGGAAACCAAAAAAUUGCUCGCAGAACCAAUAUGGCUUGCUGUGGAAUGGUUAGGAUUCCUCUAUCCUUAACUAGAAGGAUUCUGGUUUGAGUUCGGAGAAUGAAAAAGAUCCUAAUGAGAGCACCGACCCUAGACAAAUGGACAACGCAAAACGUGUAUCCAGAUUAGCUCCAAUGCGAAUACUAGAUCCGAUGGGAAACCAAAAAGUUGCUUGUAGAACCAAUAUGGCUUGCGGUGGAAUGGUUAAGAUCACUCUAUCCUUAACCAGACUGUAUCCGGUUUGAGUUCUGAGAAUAAUGAAAAAGAUCCUACCGAGAGCACCGACCCUAGAAAUAGGUCCCACAAAACGUGAAUCCAGCUUAGUCAGACUCCAAUAUGGAUAUCACACACCAUGUGCAAUAGUCAACAAAUUCAAGAAAAUUCAUAAAGUCUCUAUCAAGUCCAUUUAGUGUGUACAAGUCAACUUCUCCCCUCUUGUAUUUAAACUCCUCUUAUCACAACUAUUAUUCAUACACCAAAAUAUAUUCACAUUCAUUUAACAAACAGGAUCAAGAAUCAUUACUCUUUCGUUUCGACACAACCAAAAAAAAAAUGGCAAUAUGCGAUAUCUCUAAGACAGAAUCAUCAUCACUAUCCACGCCGCGAAAAGCCAAAAAAAACCUAUUCUCUUUCGCGAAAACUAACUCCUCAGACCUUACACCUCCUCAGAAACCCUCGCAGACAUUCUCCCGGACAAUCAUGGAGGAGAACAUUGACAACGCGAGCGCGAUUAUCAAAAAAUGGGAUCAUAGCGAAUCAUCAUCUGAUAAAUAUUGUUCAUUUUUUCAACAAGAUAGAAAAGAAGCCAAAGAGUACAUCCAAUGUGUCAAUGACUUAAAGAGAGCAAUGCAUUUUCUUGUUACACAACAUUCAACAUGUAACAAACUUGUACUUGCACAAAACCUAAUGCAAAUGGCUAUGCAAAGACUAGAGAAAGAAUUCCAUCAAAUUUUGUCGACGAAAAAGGAGCAUUUAGAUCCCGAAUCAGUAUCAAAGUCAAGUACAUCCUCACACUUAUCGCGGUCCAUCUCAGUUGAUUCGCAAGAAUCAACUGAGUCCGGAAAUGAGAUUCAGGUUACUGAGUUUGAACGUCUUUCUGUUCAAGCUAUGAAUGAUCUCAAAAUGAUCGCGGAAUGUAUGAUUGGUUCUGGCUAUGCAAAAGAGUGUUGGAAGAUGUACAGGACCAUCAGGAAGUCAGUAGUAGACGAAGGGCUGUAUCGUCUUGGCAUUGAAUCGCGUAGUUUAGCUCAACUCAACGCGAUGAAACCUGAUGUUCUUGAAAAUAAUAUCACGGAUUGGAUCAAUGCAGCUAAAGUCGCGAUAAAAACACUCUUCUACGGAGAGAAGUUUCUGUGUGAUCACGUGCUCUCAGCCUCGAAAACAAUGAGAGAUACAUGUUUCAGUGAUCUAGCUAAAGAUGCUGGACUCAAUCUGUUUAAAUUCCCAGAGCUCGUUGCAACAAAGACGAAGAAAUCACAUGGGAAGACCUUCGUGUUAAUGGACUUACACGAAGCAAUCGAGCAACUCUUGCCAGAGAUCGAAUCAAUCUUUUCGUAUGAAUCAGUCUCAGCUGUCAAAGUUAAAGUCCACUCUUCGCUAAAUAAACUUAAAUCCUCUAUUCUGAGUAUGAUCUAUAAUUUCGAGGUGUCAAUACAGAAGAAUUCCUCGAAAACACCAGUUCCUGGUGGGGGAAUUCAUCCGUUAACAACUUCUGUUACGGAUUAUGUAACUUCAUUGGCAAGUUACAACGGAGUACUCUCCGAUAUCAUAUCUGAUUUCGCCUUUGUAUCACCAUCCUCCUCGUAUCCUGAGGCUUACUUCGACAGUCCAUCAAUCAGUCCUACACCAAACAACUCAAAAAACUCAUCAGUAUCUGCUAAACUUGCGUGGAUCAUCCUAGUCCUACUCUGCAAACUCGAUAGCAAAGCAGAACUUUACAACGAUAUCGCCUUAUCCUACCUCUUCCUAGCUAACAAUAUCCAUUUUGUUAUCGAGAGGGUACGUGCAAGUACCCUCAAAGACCUUCUAGGACACGAAUGGACAUCGAGUCUGGAGAGAAAGGUAAAGUUGUAUUCAUCAAAAUACGAAAAUGUAGCAUGGAGUAAAGUGAUUCUUUGUCUGCCUAAAAGCUUAAACCCCGCGAUUUCCCCUGAUACGAUUAAGGAACACUUCAAACGAUUCAAUGAAUCGUUUGAAGAGUCGUAUCAGAGACAGAAAUCCUGGGUGGUACCUGAUGAGAAGCUACGUGAUGAGAUCAAAACAUCGAUAGCAAGAAGAUUGGUGAGUGUUUAUAGGGAUUUUUACGAUUACUAUAUGGUCGUGCUGAGUGGUGAAAAUGAUUUGGAUGUGUUGGUAAGAUAUUCACCUGAUAAUUUUGGGACUUGCUUGACUGAUUUGUUUCAUGAAAAUAAUUUGAGGUGUAGGAGUUUGUUGUCAUCAACAACAUCAUUGCCAAACUCAUGUGUUUGGCGAUGUAUUUCUUGAUUUGUUCAUGGUCAUUGACAAGAAUAAUGUAUACUACCAAGUAGUACUGAGUUACGUUGCUCGGACUUUUCAAAAACGUCUUAACGAACUCAUGUGUUUGGCAAUGUAUUUCUUCAUUUGUUUAAUAAUAUAUACUACAAAUUAAUACUAAGUUAUGUUGCUCGAACUUUUCAAAAAUGUCUUGCCGAACGCAUGUGUUUGGCAAUGUAUUUCUUGAUUUGUUCAUGAUCAUUGACAAGAAUAAUGUGUACUAUAAAGUAGUACUAAGUUA
Capsicum annuum is the source of this 2989-nucleotide messenger RNA. Its product is annotated as exocyst complex component EXO70H1. The coding region runs from base 787 to 2718 and encodes 643 amino acids. Gene Ontology annotation, biological process: exocytosis. Gene Ontology annotation, molecular function: phosphatidylinositol-4,5-bisphosphate binding. Gene Ontology annotation, cellular component: exocyst. The transcript has a single exon. The record is from RefSeq and is a predicted model, not a curated record. Lineage: Eukaryota; Viridiplantae; Streptophyta; Magnoliopsida; Solanales; Solanaceae.